This is a messenger RNA of Dibothriocephalus latus, 192 nucleotides long. Lineage: Eukaryota; Metazoa; Platyhelminthes; Cestoda; Diphyllobothriidea; Diphyllobothriidae. The record is from the annotation of a GenBank genome assembly.
AUGACUGAAGAGGAGAACUUCCAAUGCGGCAAAUGCUCCAAAAGCCUGAUUGGUCAGCGAUACAUUCUGAAUGCGGAGACGCCCUACUGCAUCGAGUGCUACGACGCCAACUUUACGAACGUAUGCGCCGCCUGCGGUGAACGAAUCACCUCAUCCUCCAAGGUAAACCCAGUUUACACCACCCCCCAAUAG